CCCCCCCCAUUUUAAAAUUUGUGGCCCCCGUGUGAGUACCGAGACCAGAGGGCAGACCACACAGACAGACGCUACCUUUCCGCCGAUCGAGUGCGGCGCAUUCACACAGACAGGCUUCCUUGGAAUGGCUGCUGUCGAGCCACCCUCCGCGGGCACGAUGUGUCUGAUUUGUCAACAUCAGUGUCUGCAAUCGGUGGCUCUGGGCUCGGCACCCACUGGGAAGUGUUUGCCCUCGAUAACUCUGCGCUCGGCGGCCCGCCUGUGCUGACAAUGAAUGGCUGCCUGUAGAGAGAGAGAGAGCGAGCGAAGAGAGAGAAAGCCUCCGACUCUUCCAUUGAAACCGUUUCCAGCAGCCUUCACCGAGGGGACACUGUGGUGCUGGGCAUUCCGCCAUGGCUCAGACGCUGCAGAUGGAGAUUCCCAACUUCGGCAACAACAUCUUGGAGUGUCUGAAUGAACAGCGUCUACAGGGGCUUUACUGUGACGUGUCGGUGGUUGUGAAAGGCCAUGCUUUCAAAGCGCAUCGUGCCGUGCUGGCUGCUAGUAGUUCCUAUUUUCGGGACCUUUUCAACAAUGGCAGCAAGAGUGCCGUAGUGGAAUUGCCUGCAGCCGUGCAGCCCCAGAGCUUCCAGCAGAUUUUGUCAUUCUGCUACACUGGCCGCCUUAGUAUGAAUGUAGGAGAUCAGUUUCUGCUCAUGUACACUGCCGGUUUUUUGCAGAUUCAGCAAAUCAUGGAGAAAGGGACAGAGUUCUUUCUGAAGGUUAGCUCGCCGAGCUGCGACUCACAGGGUCUUCAUGCGGAGGAGACCCCACCAUCUGAACCCCAAAGCCCUGUUACUCAGACGUCGACGAGUGGCAGCUCAGGGCGUCCCACAUCCUGCCACACGCCUCUGCCUUUAGUUUCUCGUGUCAAGACAGAGCAACAGGAGUCAUCCUCUGAUUCGGUAGUCUGCACCCCUGUGGCCAAAAGGCUUUGGGAGGGGAGCAAUCGUGAAUCGGGGGGAGCCGGAGGUGGUGGCAGCAUGAGAAAGGCAGCUCGUUUUUCCCAGGAGGCUAGCCGGGGUGGGCCGCAACAACAGCAGCAGCAAGGAGUGGUGGCAGCAGUUCCGAACAACACCACUAACAGUGCCUCAGAGAGGACCAGUCCAGGAACCUCGAGUGCCUACACUAGUGAUUCUCCAAACUCUUAUCACGAUGAAGAUGAGGAAGAGGAGACUGGAGAGGAGGGAACCGAGGAGCAGUACAGGCAAAUCUGUAAUAUGUACACAAUGUACAGCAUGCUGAAUGUGGGACAAGCAGCAGGUGAACGAGUUGAUGCUUUACCUGAUCAUAUGACAUCAGAUACUAGGAACAGGAUGCGGGUUCGACAGGAUCUGGCCUCCUUGCCUGCUGAGCUCAUUACUCAGAUUGGGAAUCGUUGUCAUCCCAAACUGUACGAGGAGGGAGAUCCAGCAGAAAAACUGGAGCUCGUCACUGGUACAAGUGUGUUCAUCACAAGAGCUCAACUGAUGAACUGCCAUGUCAGUGCUGGGACGAGGCACAAAGUCCUGUUACGGAGGUUAUUAGCUUCAUUCUUCGAUAGGAACACUUUGGCAAAUAGCUGCGGAACAGGCAUCCGCUCUUCCACAAAUGAUCCAAGUCGGAAACCUUUGGACAGCCGAGUGCUGCACGCUGUCAAAUUCUACUGUCAGAAUUUUGCACCAAGCUUCAAGGAGAGCGAGAUGAACGCGAUUGCGGCUGACAUGUGCACCAAUGCUCGACGUGUCGUGCGGAAGAGCUGGAUCCCAAAACUGAAGAUGUUAAUGGCCGAGGGGGAGCAGUACUCCAACUUCCUGCCCGAUCCCGUCAAAAUGGACGCGGAAGUGAUGAGUGCAGAGCACGGCUUUGAGACGAGCAGCCACGAUGGAGAAGCAGGAACCUCAAAUGAGGCACUGCAGUGAGCAGGAAUGGGGUGGGUGGGGGAUGACGGGCGUCGUGGCGAAGAGUCCUACACUUUGUUUUAGUAAGUGAAUAGGAGAAGCAUUCCCCCUCGCCAACCACCCCCCCCCACACCCAGACUCGCCGUCUGUCACCCUGAUUUUCGGCUACCUUCCACAGGUCUGCGCUUCAGUCUGAGACCACCCUGUAUAGUUUUGGGACUAUGGGCUCCUGAGAGCUUUCGAGGCUCCUUGAUUUGCAUCACCCUACUACUUCUGCUGAUGAACUGAAAGCUCAUAGGCUUAGACAGACUGUUAGUAUUCUGACUCUGAAGUAGACAUUGGCAGGGGCUUUAAAGAGAUUAAUCUACCUUCUAACGCCAUUGAAACAUCUCCUGUCAUCGCUCAUGCUAGUGAAGCGUUUCUGCUUUUUUCCCCACCCUGCACAUAGCUGAGCUUCUUUGUUUGCUUGUGGUAUGGUUUAAUAUGACUGCCAGCAGUCCAGUUGCAGAUCAUCCUUUUAUUUUUAUUUUUUUUUGUUUUUUUGGGAUGGCUAGACAUAACAAAAUUUAAUCAUACAUUCCCCGCAAUUUUCGUCAGAAGUAUUCUGAUUUCCAAUAGUGCCUACCGCCUGUCGCUGGAUGUUAUUUUUCUAUUCUAGCUGCACAUUAUUUAUUUGUUUGAUAGAUGAAUAACGGCUGCCAUUAGGUGCAAUAAUGCUGCUUGAUAAUUGGAGUCAUUUCAGUACUGUCCCACUGAAUUUUAAAGGGGGAGGGGGGGGUGCGGGUGGGAAAGGGGAGUGACGUGACCGUGUCCUGCAGAGAGACGACCACAACCACACUCCAUCACUUACCCUGCGUGGGUAGGGCAGCCACAGUCUGCUUUUGGUACAAAUUAAUAAAGAAAAGGGGUCUCCCCGGCGGUGUGUUAGCCGAACGGACAAUCUCGGUGUGGAAGUCGUUGGCGGCCAAUGUCGGUCAUCGGGCUCGAAGGACAAUAUCUUUAUCAGGAGUCUGUUGCAGUAAUAAAGCACUCGACAUAUCGUUUGUCUCCGGAGGGGGACAGGAGAGUGGAACCCCAUUCACGUUUUUUUGAAUGUAUUCGCUGUAACGCAAGGCUAUUGUUGGCAUUUUGUUUAUGGAUAAACCCAACACUAUUUCACUCGCAAAAUGCUGCAUUCUUGUAUGCGUCGGACUCUCCUGUCCUUGAGGUGUUUAAUCAACCAUAGCCUCGCCCUGACUGAGGGGGGCUUACUCUUCCUGACCAACACUCCUUUCACGCGGCCACGUGAAGUAACCACACUCCCCGCAGAGUUUUAGCGACCAUUUCUAGUAUUUCUCUAGAUUAUUCCUUAGUUUUAAGAUUCAAAUCUCUACAUUAGGAGUAAAAUUAAAUUACAAGUUUUUUAAAUUUAUAUUCGCACUAUAAUGUGUGGAUUUUUUUUUUUCCGUUUAAUUCUACUUUCAAGUGCUAUCACUGUAAAAACAUUAAAUACAAUGAUUUUUUUUUUUUUUUUGAACAGGCUGCUGUUUAAUUUGACACGUCAUCCCCUCGGCCCACACAACAUUCCUGUGGCAGCACCCCAUGUUGAAAUUACCUGGCAUUCUUGAGUCAGCCAUACAGGGCCUUUUUAACAAAUGUAAAAGUUGACAUGGUGCCAGCUGCAGUCAAGUGAGUGUUAUUUAUUGUUACAUUUACUAAGUGAUGAUGUGGAUGCUAAUUUAAUGAGGAAAAUGCAGCAUCCCACAAUGCCCUGAAAGUGUUCAUUUGCUAGAAUAUUGCUGAGAUUCUCACAGUCAGUGAGGAAUGUAGUGCUGAAUCAUGAACGUUAGGCCGGUUAGCCGAGAACGAAUCAUACGAUACGCCCAAGUUUCCAUUACAAAGUGACAAGUGAUGCUUUUUGUGCCUACAUAUCGGUCUAUUUAUAGUAUGGCAUGGCAAGUUCCAUUUACUUUUAAGGUGCAUUAACCAAAUAUUCCAUGACAUGCUCUGGAGGCUAUCAUUUUAAUUUUUUUUUCUAAUUUUUUAAUGUUUUUGUUUUUUUUUUUAAUAAGCAAGGCAUUAGCAAUAGCAAGUCUUGUUCUUGGCAACAGUUCUGUAAAUCUGUUAGUGUACAAGACCACUGAGGGAUACAGGGUGCCCAGGAAAGAAAGGAUGAGUUUGACUAUACCAUCUGUACACGUCCUGGUUAAGACAUGAAACCCCUUCAAACCUCAGUGUGCCCGCCGAGAGCGAUAAUCUGUCAUUGGUUUACAUAUUUUGUGUGUGUGUGUGUAUGAUAUUGUACUAAAAAUGCAUUCACCCCCCAUGCACAUACACACAUAUUUUAUAGUUUCUUGGAGAUUUAGGAGUGGGAACAUCUUUGGCUGGCAGAAUUUCCCACAUUCUUUAAGUGAAACCUGCUCAGAAGAAGAAUAACCCUGAGUGGGAGGUCCGAGUCCACCAGUAUGUUAGAAACAAAGACAUCCAUCAAUGUUCAAGGUGGUCUGCCAGCCCUCAUCCUCCAAAGAAGUGUGAUAGCUCGCACAAAUCCCUCUUGUUUUUAACUUUUGUCGUAACUACUCGUUACUGUCGUUCCCAUGGGAUGUUUAAAAGUCUGGUCACGUUCUUCUCUCGUUUUGUUUUGUACGCCACCCACCGUCUGUUCAGGAGGCUUGUAACUACUAAAUCGUGAGUGCCGUCAACAACCCGGGGGCCUUUUGCGUUGGGGAGAUCUGUGUUCGUGAAUCACAGGUGUGCCUGGGAAUCGUUGCAAUUACGUUGAAUGCAUCUCGUUUUGGGGGUGCUUAAAAUUGACAGAUGUGUGGGAAUGCUUAUAUUUUUUUUAUUUAUUUAUUAUUAUUAUUUUUUUUUUUUUUUAGUAUAACCAAUUGAUAUUUUGAAUGUCAUCACUUAACUAACCUUUUUGCUUGCCCAGAUUUGCCUCUCUGUACUGUGCAUGUGUACUUUUCAACGUCUUUGUUUCGUGAUUUCAACGCAGUGUUCGUAGAUUUUGUGAUUCUUUCCUUGUUCUCUGUGUUGAUUGAUUUUAUCUAUACAUAUAUAUUUUGAUUUUUUCUUUUUUGUUUCCUGUUUUUAGACAAACAUUUGCACACUUUGAAAUUUGCGUAUUUGCUGCCUUAUUGCGAGAGUUUGUACCUGCAAGUCUGCGGCUUUCGCCGUCCCUUGGACAGAUAGCUGGCUAGGGCGAAUGACACAGUUGAUGGUUUGGUUAACGUUAAGGAGUGCAUUGUGUGGGAUGAGUGAGUGUGUGUGUGUGUAUGAUUGGGUUUACAUGUCCUUGAACACUGGCUUCCACAAGUACUUGGGACAGUUUAGAGAGCGUCAUAGUUGAUUUUUUUUGUUUCCUUCUUCCCCUCAAGCUCUUUGAACUCUACAGUUUGAAUCAAGUCCGAAUGUAAAUAACGCUGGGUGAGUUUUAGUCUACUCAGAUGUAAAUAUUAGUGAGGCUUGUUUAGGUUUUUCUUUUAUAUAAAUAUAUAUAUUUCCUUUUUUUUAAGAGUGUAAAAGUCUGCUAUUAUUGCACUGUAAUGAACAGCUAUUCCCAUCCCAUAUUGACACAAUUUUCAAAUCUGAAAUUAGUACCAGGUAGUGAGAAAGUAUCUUUAUCGCAUCGCGGUCUGACUAUAAGCCAACUGUCUGAUUGCAGACAUAUCGCUGAGAGAAAGAUUGGCUGAUCAUCAGACAGGAAAGUAAAGGGAUAUUUCCUUAGUAUGUAUUAUUAUUCUUGUCGUCGUUAUUUUUUAAGCACACUAGUGUCUGUAAAUAUUUCAGUCUCCGUUUUGGCUGAGGCCUUUACAGAAAAGGAAUAAAAAGAGGCCAUUAAGGUCUGCGAAAGAAAUUUAGGAAGCCAAAAGGGUUGAUUUUUAAAUUUUUUUUUUGAUUUACCCCCCUCGUGUGGGAGAGCGCCUGACAAGUGCCAGUUGAGAGGUACUGUAAGCUGAGCAUCUUUAGUUGCCUUAAAAAAAAAAAAAAAUCUGUGCUGAACUGGAUUGUGAGAGAAGAAUCAGCCAAGCACAUUAAGCAAAAUAUAUCGUAAAUGACGGAACACGAGAAGAGGAGAAUGUUGACGCCCUGCUGAAUCGUCCGUCGUCUUAUUUAUAAGACGCUAUUCAGGAUAGUUGUCUUGAUGGCAUUAGUCAUUAUGUGUCUAAAAUUAGAAAUUACGUUUUUAAUUGUCUUUUUUUCGUACUGUUGCUGGUAAUAUUAUGGUCCUAUAUUUCAAAAAAAGAGAGAUUCCGGCAAUCCCUGACUGUUUUUGGAUGUACACUGUUUUUAUUGAAGAAAAAACUAAAAAAGUUGAAGUGUUCCUCCAGUAGAGCUGAUUGUUGAUGCUUUUCACAACAGUGUCGAAUGGUGGAUUUGUUAUUGUAUUUUUAUUAUAUGAGUGAGGUGCAGGAGGGCUCUGGGUAUGCACUCAGGGUGGAUGUCGCUAGUAAAGCACAUCAGCAGAUCACCUUUGUCGAGUUGAUAUUUCCUUGUGGCUUCAUAUCAGUAAACCAAAGUGGUGUGAGUGACGACUCUGCCUUUCUUAUUCCCAUAUGAAGACUUGUCGGAGAACUCGCGGCAUUUGAUAAGGCAGAUCCAGGGGACUUAUUACUAAUUUAUGUUUUAUCACAGGAAGUCCCCUGAUUUUAAAAGACGUGAGGUUGCAUUUACCAAAUUUGGUCAAGGGAUGGCUUCACUAAUAACACCCUGUGUUUAGUCCCCUCAGUUAUUCAUUAUUUAACUAUUGAUUCAGAAUGAUGUACAGGAAAAAAAGAAAUAAUCAUCUUUCAACUGUACCUAAUGAGAACACCCUCCAGAAACUCACAUAUCUCAUAAAGUCGCAGCCAUUUAUCCAAACCCCCCAAAUAUAUAUAUAUACAUAUCAUGUGAACCCCAACAACAUUUGAGUGAAUACAGAGUACCCUGGCAGUGGAAAACUGGAAGUAGAGGGCAAUUUUAAAUUAACUGCGACCUUUCGGCGUAAGGUGGCCUCCAGUUUUGCGUUUAUGAACGUCUAUGAAGUAGUGAAGCUUUUGAAUGUAACCCCAAAUUUCCGGGGGUUGGAUGAAAAGGAGGAAAUCGUGUCUCCUUGAGUUGACAUAUUAGCUGUGUCGCACACCAAAUGUAUUAUUUCAACGAUAUGUUGAAUCGCUCGUACUCGCAUUAUCAUUCACUCCACAGCAGAUCCACUCUUCUCCACCGAGGUAGGAGUUCGGUUACGUCUCUAAUCCUAAACAUCCCUUUGUCAUAAUUUGACUUUUCACUUUUAUUACUAGACACUGCCCUGCAUGUUUCUUUAAAGUUGGAUACCAAAAAUGUAAAAAUGUUUGAAAUGCUUCCCAAAAAAAUAACUCAUCUUUUGGAUGGUCUCUUCAGUUUCGGCCGUACAGCUGCGUUACCGUUUAAAGGAUGAUGAUUGUAAAGGCUGUGAAGUAUUAAGUACAGUUUUUCUGUAUCAGUUUUUACUUUUUUUUGUGGUGGAUUAAAAGUAAAUUCUUUGUUGCCAAAAUUUAAAAGUAAUGUAUACACUUAAGUAGAAGCUACUUGGCCAUCACAGGUUUACAUGGUGUUUAAAUAAUUGGUAUUCUAUUCUUUGCACACGUGUGUAAUAGAAAACGGAUUUUUGGAACUCUUAUCAUUUUCUGUGAUACUCACUUGUCCUUCGCAGUCACUGGGACAAAGAAGAAUUUCUUGUAGUGUAGAAGCGUAUUGACAGUCGGAGCAUUCUCACUGUGUCUAAGAUUCCCCACAGGAAGGCUGCCUUCGUACUACGUGGCCAUCGCAUUGCGUAUCUCGUCUAAGUGAACUACUCGGUUGACCAACUAGAGCGUUGAGAUGGCUACUAAAUCCAUCCUUCUUUGCUUCCCUCCCCACGAAACUGGAACAGGGAAGACACGGGCGCACAGCACUUGUUUGACAGGCGGGCACGCCUGUUGAAUUUCACAAUUGCAGACGUGCUUAGGGUGUUUUGCAAUGAACUGUUUGAUAGAAACCUCCAGGAUGCCUCCAAGGGAUUUUAAGAACCGACUGUGCUACCAUACAGGGCUGUUCUGGAGCUUGGAAGAGACCCUGAGGAAAGACUGGACGUUUGCUGUGUUUUGGUCAGCUAUUAUUAAGAGUGAUUGAUAACAGGAUAGAGAAUCUGACCAUGAUAAGUAAAAAAAUAACAACCAGGAGCAGGCAAAAAUCAAAAUCAAAGUCAGAAGGACAUAGUGCUUGCUUUUAUUUAUCGACUGUUGUGGAUUAUUAAUAAUAGCCGUUGUCGGUGUGAAGCAAAUCCAAAGCUUGGACACAGUGCUGUGUGUCACCGUCUAAAAUAAAGCAGGAGGCAAGUACUGCAUCACGUGACUUUAGUCUCAUGCCUGGCAAUAGGUGGCGCUAUCAGAAACAAAACGGGUGAAAACCAAGCAUCAUAAUGGAGGUGAUCAUCUCUUAAAAUAUACACAAAAUGGAGCCGAAGUAAUGUUGCCUCUUAUCAGUGUUGAUUAAAAAAAAAAAAAUGUUUAGGACUGAAUAAGAUGGCCACCAAAAGAUCAUGGCGGUAUGUCUGUAGUUUUUCAGGGACAGGUUGCUGUCUGUUGAAUCUCCUCUCAAAUUGUUGAUUGGUUUUUCGUGGUGAAUGCUCCCCUUUUCCUCCAAAAUUGCCUGGAUCAAUAGAUAGCACUCAGGCAGAGGAAAACUUAGAGGAAAGUGGCAGUUUUACUAAGUUAAUUGCGUUCUUUUGCCGCAUGGCAGUCUACGAUUACACAUUUAUGAACAUCUGUGAUGUGGCGAGUCUUUUGAAAGUACCCCCAGAUUUCCUGCCAGUUGGAGGAAAAGAGCAUCUCUUUGAGUUGACAUGUGGACUGUGUGGCACGCCAUACGUGUUACUUAAAAGAUGUGUCUGAUCAGUUGCGUUGACAUUAACAUUGUCCCUGGAAUACACCCUGGAGUUCGAUUACACCUCUAAUCCUAGACAUUCUUCUAUGGCAGUCUGACUUGUCCCAUGAAAAUGUGACUUCUUUUUAAAGUUGGUAGGCAAAAUGUAAAAAAAAAAAAAAAAAUGUCUUAAAUGUUUUGAUGACAACCCCAAAAAGAAGAUGUCUCUCAUCUCCUGGGUGCUCCUUUCAAUUUUGGCCACAUAGUUACCAUGAUAAAGGAUGAUGAUGGUAACGGUUUUCCACUUUCUUUAUCAGACACUGCCCCGCGUAUCUUUUAUAACAUGAAGUAUGAUUUGGCCCUUUUUUUUUUUUUGUAUACCCCUUGGGGUCAGAGCGCAGGGUCAGCCAUUGUACAGCACCCCUGGAACAACUGCAGGUUAAGGGCCCAGCAGAGUAGGAUCUCUUUUUGGCAAUGAUGGGGAUUCGAACCGUCAACCUUCUGGAUACCAGCGUAAUAUGCUCACCCGUAUUGUUUAAGUACAUCACUACAACUUAACUGUACUUUCAAAGCUGUCACUUUGAACUGCCCAGCAGAAUCUGCAAUUUUUAUUUAAUUUUUUUUUUUGUGCAAGGUUCAAGUUCAGUAUUUAUAUCAAAAAGUACAUGGAUCACAUUAAACUAUUGAGAAACCUUUUGGAAUACCAAAUACUAUUGUAAAAUAUUUUAGUAAAACUGUAAUGUGGUAACCUAAGCCACUUCUUCUUCCAGCUGAAUGGCAAUGUGGUCAUCAAUGGUGUUUGGCAACCGGCUCAGGAUUGACCUCUGAUGCCAAGCUAAAAUGCUUCAAUUGACAUUGACAAAAAACGCUGUCACUAUUACCAUCACCCUUAAGCAUCUGAUCACAAAUUGCUAAUUCCGAUUUUUGAAACGCUUACAUCUGCUCCGGUCGGUGUUUGGGGUGACUUCGGAAAUACCACAAAUGAAAGAGCUUAUUAGUAACAUCUGUCAAAUAAUUGUAUGAACUCCCACUUUAUAGCCGUAGACAAUUCAAUGGGACUUUGUUCUACAUCUGUCACUAAUUACCAACUCCAUGAUUUCAUUGGGAAAUUUUGAAAGGACAGUUGACAAAGGGACAUUUGUGGAACUGUGAAAUUUACAACAGAGUCCAGCUGCAGGCAAGAAGCCUCAGACUGAUUCAGCGACCUUAGACAUACUGAGGCCCGUAAGAUGACGCCCCUAUCAGUGGCAUCUAUUUGACUCCGCCCACAUUCCAAGAGCCACGCCCCAUGUUUCGCUGGAGUACUGAUGCCUAUAUUGCAUACCCGUCAAAUCCAUUUCAAUUCCUUUCAGUUCCUGCUCUCAAACUUGUGGAAUCGGUAGUUUAGAGGUCUGUGAAUUCAGCAUUUGUUAAACUUCUAAACUAUUCAGGUCUCUCAGUUCUGCAUCUGAAGCAAAACCACAGAAUGGAUGUCACUUUUGUAAUUGUUUAUAUACAUACAGGGUGAGUCAAAAUUAUGUUAACACUAAUGGUACUGCUAUGGAUAUACUUGUAUAAAAUUUUUUUGGAGAAUUUAUGUGCCACAUAUGGCGAACAGGUUGAGGCAUUCCUGUAAAUCAUCAUUGCAUAUAUGAAGUAUGUUUUGUGAAUAAAUUGUUUCCGCCAUUUAAAUGUUAACAUAAUUUUGACAUAUAUAUAUAUGAGGUGAGAUACAAAAAUAACCAGAUGAAUUGCAGCAUUUUAAACAUCACCUUCUAUAUCCUCCCCCUCCCGAUCUCUACACCGCUGCAUACGUAUCUUCCAUUGAUUGAAACAGCGCUGGAUGUCUUCUUGCUUGAGGCGCUUCAACAGGCUUGACGUUUCUGUCUUCACUUCAUCCAUUGAAGAAAAAUGUGUUCCCUUCAGGUCACUUUUGAUUUUGGGGAACAAGUGAAAAUCACAGGGAGCUAAAUCGGGCAAAUAGGGAGGAUGAUCGAGGACAGGAAUGUUUUUGUCAGUCAAAAACUGCUUUACGGAAAAAGCAGUACGAUCAUUUCGAACAAUCCGAUUCACCGUUUUGAUGUUUUCAUCUGUCUGAGACAAGCGUGGGUGACCCGGGGGUUGAACGCCUUCCACAUUUUCUUGUCCUUCCUUGAAACUUUCAUGCCACUCAAAAACUUGUGUGCGAGACAAACCGUUAUCACCGUACUACAGUUUUUAUCAUUCCAUAAGUUUCAGUGGCCAUUUUGUUCAAUUUCGCAAGAAAUUUGUUGUUGAUUCGCGGUUUGAUUUUUUUUUUCACCCGACAUUAUCUGUAGCGAUUGAUGUGGAAAUACCGACUGGGCUCUUCACAGGAUAUACCGAACCGGUCUGUGGUUUGGGAGGGCGUGUUGGAGGGGAUAGAGUUUUAUGAUUCACGUUCGGCCGACCUCCACGGUUUUUCAAGAAAGCCCAGUCUGGUUAUUUUUGUGUCUCACCUCGUGUGUGUGUGUAUAUAUGUAUAUGUGUAUAUAUAUAUAUAUAUAUAUAUAUAUAUAUACUGAAUCCAGUUAGUAAAUUAUUUAAUUGUGCAGGUAUACAAGAGGUAAAAUAAAUGUCAUCGUGUUCCUCACAUGAAUACAAGGAGGUUCCGGGCCUCAUAGUGUCUGAAGUGCUCGGUUCUGUCAGAGGCCUAAAGCUGUCCUGACUGCAGCUGGAUACUUCUCGAAAUUUAUGCCGUCGAACCUUUUUUUCUCCCUCUUUCUCUGUCUCUCUCUAAACUUAAUCCGCAUUUGCUCAAUUCUGAGAUGAUCCUAAAUAUGACGAAUUUGUAUGCAGUAGAACCAAACGUCCCCAAGUCUGUAUUUUAACACUGCUUUUAAUUUAUAUGAAUAUCCAAAACUUUCUUUCCCCCUUUCUUCUUUUGGUAAUUAAAAUCAGUAGCCGGAUAACAUUUUGGAAAUUCUCUGUUGUUCAGUUGAGGAUUGUGAUCUCAUCUACCCACAGCAGAUAAUGGCUUGCUGCUUUAGGACUGGCUGAGUGACCAAAGAGGUGAUAAUAAAAAUCCUCGAUGGGCGAAAAAUGGCCAGAAAUCGCAGGGAUUGCUCGAUCGAAGUCGACGCACCCAGUGAAACUGGCAGACUGAAUGUGCUGGUUUGGAGGCAAGAAGGCCGUUAGCCUCAGGUAGCUUUAAUGUCCGUUAAGGAUGGCGGGAAGUCUGAAGGUCCAGGAAUGCACGCUGAGCCGAUGUCUUCCACCUCGCUGUGAAUGUACCUUGAGAGGCUGCGAUUAGCUGUUGUGGUGUCUAAUGUGCCAGAAGACCCUGGAAACUGCACUCUGAUCAGAGGUCUUGUCAUCCUGAAGUGGGCAGUUAGGAGGUCGUUGAAAGAGAGGCUUGUAAAUACGUUUUUUUUUUUUUUUUUUUUAUAUAUUUUUAACAAAAUGAGAAAAAAAAAAAAAAAAACUAUGGACGCUUUUCAAAACUGUGUCUGUAUUAAAAUUUGGAGUUUUUUUCUUUGUGUGUGUGUGUGCGUCUUGGCAGUAAUCGAACGCCUUGGUUUGUUUGUCUGUUUGUGUCACACUCCCAGCAAGAAUAGCACCUUCAGGAUGUGCGCACAGCUUUUAUUCAUGGAGCAAUUUGAUUUUUUUUUUUCCCCCCGUUUUAUCCAACCGCGUCCCCAGGCAGGCACUGGAGGAAGCAUGAACAAGACCGGUCGCCCUGCCCCGCCACUAUGGUCGAGACCCAGGCAGAUCAGCGUCUGGGCUUGUAGGACAGGAUGUGAAGUGCUUUUUUUCCAUAUAUGUGUGUGUGUGUAUAUAUAUAUAUAUAUAUAUAUAUAUCUAUAUAUCUAUAUAUAUAUAUAUCUUUUUAAUUUUGCUUGCGCUCCCCCAUGAGAGCGAGAUGCGGAGAGGUGGGGGAGGGGGAGACGGCUGGAUGGACAGGCCUCGCAGCGGUCUGGACUGGUAGCAUCACCUGGGUUUGCUUCACUGACGUGGAGGGGAGGCUCGGCCUCCACUCUGCACGCUUGGCACUGCAGUUUGUACAAAUUCUGUAUGUUCCGUGCUGAAUUAUAUGCAUUCGCUGCCAGCACCUGUAGACUUUAUCCAGACUUAUUAACCGCUGUUUUUAGAGACCACGCGUACCAGAAACGAGAAGGCGGGGGACAGAAACUCCGAUGGCCUGCUCUCCUAGUGACCUGCACACCAUUUCAAACUUAACGGCAAAAAAAAGAAAAAAAGUCUCAUUUCUUCCGAUUUGUCGUCUCUAGGUGUUUGUUUUUAUGCUCAAUGAAAGUUCAUUAAAUUUCCGCACUGACAAAAUUUUAACAGUAUUCACGGAAUGAUGGUCUUUUUUCAGUUUUUUAAUGAAGGGAAAUGUGAGAUGUUGAUUUGGAUUUUGUUUAUCUUCUCAAAACGGUGUGGCUUUAUGGGAAAAAAAAAAAUUCGGUAACAAUUACAGUAUUUGGCUUUUUAUAGCAAAACUGAU
Molecule: messenger RNA, 13206 nt
Organism: Erpetoichthys calabaricus (reedfish)
Lineage: Eukaryota; Metazoa; Chordata; Cladistia; Polypteriformes; Polypteridae
Gene: nacc1b
Product: nucleus accumbens associated 1, BEN and BTB (POZ) domain containing b
Exons: 6
Coding region: 393-1940 (515 amino acids)
Biological process (GO): regulation of transcription by RNA polymerase II
Molecular function (GO): RNA polymerase II cis-regulatory region sequence-specific DNA binding; DNA-binding transcription factor activity, RNA polymerase II-specific; protein binding
Source: RefSeq, a predicted model, not a curated record